Molecule: messenger RNA, 2574 nt
Organism: Symbiodinium necroappetens
Lineage: Eukaryota; Dinophyceae; Suessiales; Symbiodiniaceae
Source: the annotation of a GenBank genome assembly
AUGAAGUCUGCCGACUCUUACGGGCUAACGCCGCUCCACUGUGCAGUAAUGGCUGGAAAGGUGCUUGCGACGCAGAUGCUCCUGAGGCGUGGUGCAGAUGCCCUUGCUGUCGAUGUCAAGCGACGCCUCGUGCUGAGUGAGAUUUGGCUCCUCGCAUCCGAUCAAGAGAAGCGGCGACAAGCGUGCUCGGGACAGGAACGUUUGACAAGGCUCUUCGUCACAAAGCUACCCUGGACGCAGAAGGACGGGCAUUCAGGCCAUGCUGGCCUGGCGCACAGGGCAGUGGCACAAGACGUGGUAGAAGAUGUGGUGGAGGUGGUUGAAGAGUUGGCUCCUCCGGUCGAUCUGAAGAAGACCCCAUGGGAAGCACUGGACGUCGCGUUCCAAGCCGAAGGCAAACGCUGCUGGGGGCCUGGUUUCGAUGGAAAAGUGCCCGGUUACAUUGCCGAGUGUCUCAGAAGAGAGAACCCUGCCAGCUCGGAUGAGCCGCCUUUUCGUCGACGCUGGUUAAAGCGGAGGGAGGAGGAGAGCGACGAAGCACCGGACCCCUACGCCACCUUGGGAGUCGAUCCCAACGCAACGCUGAAAGAAAUCAGGAAAGCGUACAUUCGUUUGGCCAAAGAGACGCAUCCGGACACCGGAGGUGAUGCCGUGGCCUUUCAAGACGUUCUCCUGGCGUACCGUAUCCUCAGCGAUGAAGAACGUCGGAAGGAAUACGACCAGACAGGCGAGGAUGCCGGCGACGCACCGGCUGAGGAGCGGAAGGUAAGGGUUUCAGACUUGGCGACGCUGCGGUCCGCCAUUGAGAAUCACAGGGAGGUGCGCUGGGAACGUGGCAUGGCCAACCUGGCUGGCCAGACAGGUACUGUUCAGUUCGAUGACCCGGACACAGGGCUGACAGAAGUUGUCAUCUGGAUUUCCGCAGAAGAUGGAUUUUCAGCUUGGCUUCCCAGCGAAGUCUUGACAUAUCUCAACCCGGACGGGGAGGAGCAGCCGUACGAGUUCUACCAGCAAGCUCUGAUGCGGUUGAACAAGGGAGCGAUUGUGAAGAUUGAGCCGUACGAGAAGCAGAUGAGCCGCAUCAUCGAGUAUACUCUGGGCUGGCAAUCGCACGACAGUGGUGCAAUGCAGAAGCCGGAUCCGCUGCGCGAUGCCGCAUUCGCCCAGGUCUUCUUCAAAAAGGGACGUGAGGCUGAAGAUCGUGGCGUGGUGCUUGAUAUUGGUUGUGGCACUGGUGAUGGAAGCCGGCUCUUUGCGACUUCCCGAAAGUUUGACCUCGUGUUUGGUUUGGACACGAACUCCACGGCUCUCGGCCAGGCCCGACAGGAAAGCGAGGAUGAGGAGAUCGGUCCAGAGCAGGGCCUCUUUCUUCUGCGCGCCGAUGCUCAAGAGCUGCCAUUUCGAGACCAGCAAGUUGAUUAUGUGUGGUGGUCAUUCGGUUGGUCGGAGGUGGAGCGUCCCGAAGAUGUAUUGAAGGGCAUCUACAGAGUAUUGAAAGUUGGUGGCAGGAUGCUGCCCUAUGCCGGCCUCUUGGAUGAUGUGGAGCAAGCAGGAUUUGCAGACACUUGUCUGAGACUUGCGCUCCCGAAUCCGGAGAUUGCCCCAUUUCAAUUCAAGCAGCCGCAAAGCUCCAUUAAGUGGAGCGUUGCUGAGUCCAAAGACGAUCGCUGCGGGCGUUUGAAAGUCCACGCUUCCAAAGCUCGCUUGAACUUGUUUCUCUUGCUGUACAUCUUCGUGAGAGAGCUUGGGUACCUCCACUGCCUGUCAUUCGAUGCCGCAAGCCUAGCAGGUCUUCAAUUUGCUGGGCAGGUGAUCUCUUUCAGGCUGUUUUGGAAGACAUGCUGGUCUGACCCCGGCUACUGUGCCGCCCAUGUCCACAACACAGCAGAUGCCGACGAGCUAAACAUCGCAGCGAAGAGCUUCCCGAAUGAGUAUCUCCAACUGGCAUCCUCGCAGGAAGCAGAAAUGAAUCCUUCAGGCUGGGGCAAGAAGGCCUGCGUAGUGUGCGGACGGUUGCGCACCAGGCGCUGCAAACACUGCAGGCAAUGUGGACGCUGUGUUGCAAGAUUUGAUCAUCACUGCCCUUGGCUGGGUAAUUGCAUUGGUGAAGCAUCCCUCCUCUGGUUGCUGAGGUUUCUGGCAUCGACACUCCUGUCGUUGUUGCUUGCCAUUGGGCUGGCCUUCGAAGGCCUUGAGGCAGCCAGUUUGGUGCUGCGAGGGGCCGAACUGCCGCUGUGGUACACUGCUGUCAGCAUCAUGAUGGUGAUUGACGGUAUUCUUGUGCUUUUCGUUGGCUGCGUCUUCACCCGGCAGGUGCUGCUGGCAGCCGCAGACCUGACAGAGUAUGAAGACUCUGUAGAAGAUGGGAUACACCUGUGUACCAUUCUGCGACGGACAAGUGUCCGGAUCCUCCUCGCCAACUCCUUGAAGUGGUUUCUCCCUUACAAGGAUGCGCGACAAGACGCUAAAGAUCCUGACUUGGAGGCACAGCUGAGCCAGCGAGGCACAGACACGGCUGAGAAACAGGAGCCACAAACACCUCCCCAAUGGUGCUUCUUGUUUACUGCGUCAUGA